This is a messenger RNA of Solanum verrucosum, 780 nucleotides long. RefSeq names its product dehydration-responsive element-binding protein 1E-like. The transcript has a single exon. Gene Ontology annotation, biological process: regulation of DNA-templated transcription. Gene Ontology annotation, molecular function: DNA binding; DNA-binding transcription factor activity. Lineage: Eukaryota; Viridiplantae; Streptophyta; Magnoliopsida; Solanales; Solanaceae. The record is from RefSeq and is a predicted model, not a curated record. Bases 1 to 735 code for a protein of 244 amino acids.
AUGAAUAACGACUCGAGUUUGUACUCGUCAGAUCUCAACCCAUUAAGUGCAACAAUAGCUUCCGAUGAGGAAGGAAUACUAUUACUAGCUUCAAGCCAACCCAAGAAACGUGCAGGGAGGAAGAAGUUCAAGGAAACUCGCCACCCAGUUUAUAGGGGAGUGAGGAGGAGGAAUAAUAACAAGUGGGUUUGCGAGCUACGUGAGCCUAGUCAACAGAAAAGAAUAUGGCUAGGGACUUACUCUACUCCUGAAAUGGCCGCUCGAGCUCAUGAUGUUGCUGCAUUAGCUCUUAGAGGUAAUCUAGCCACUCUGAACUUUGCUGACUCUCGUUGGCGAUUGCCAGUGCCCGCAUCAAAGGACCCCAAGGACAUACGACAGGCGGCAGUUAUAGCCGCACAAACGUUUACUCAAGAUACUGAAUUAGUUGGAAUCAACGGUAUGAAUGAGGAAAUUAACUCCAGUACUAUUGAUGAAAUAAAGUAUCAAGAGACUGAUAUAACGAGGGCUAAUAAUGGGAGUAGUAGGGAUUUUGGCGCGAAGGAAUUGUGUAUAGAUAUGGAGAACAAUUUAUGUUGUAAUUGGGGAGAAGAUAACGACAUGUUGGAGAUGGAAGGAUGGCAAGAAAAGAUGGCGGAGGGGCUUUUGUUUUCACCAACUCCGCGUUUAGGUAGUUGUUUCAGUUGGGAUGAUGUAGAAAGUGAAGUUGAGGUGUCUUUGUGGAGUUAUAGUAUUUGAUACUAACUAGCCAGUUAGUUACAUGCUAGGAGUAGCAUUUUACAA